This is a messenger RNA of Dacryopinax primogenitus, 1095 nucleotides long. RefSeq lists its product as uncharacterized. The transcript is spliced from 5 exons. NCBI's taxonomy places the organism in Eukaryota, Fungi, Basidiomycota, Dacrymycetes, Dacrymycetales, Dacrymycetaceae. The record is from RefSeq and is a predicted model, not a curated record. The coding region runs from base 25 to 1095 and encodes 356 amino acids.
GGCAACUAUUACUCGAAACAAAGCAUGAGCCCAACCUCAAACACACCCAUGAAAGCAAAUCCCAUUUCUCUUGCAUCCCUGACCUUGGUGCGCGCCAACCGCGACCAGACUAUAGAUGCUGAGAGGCGUAGUUUUCACGAAUGGGGCCGCGGACUGUCACUCAGUCAAUACCUCAAGGUCCACGAAGACCUGAAUACUCAUACACAUGCCUCAGAAGGGAGACUGAGCGCCUGUCAUAUGCUGCGAUUAUUGCACCACGUCGUAGGCAUCAAAGAGGGACUCCCGGCGUUUCCAGUUGAAUGGGGUACGCCGCCAUCUCGCGAGGGCUUCGGCAACGGCAAAUUUUCCGUUUUAUACUCCGACAUCGGGCCCGACUUUUACGAAACCUGUGGUCCCUCAGCAUCAAGUCCGGGUUGGCUAGCUCAGAAUUCGAGCGAGGUUGUCUGGAAAGUAGAUAGAGUGAUGGAGAGCGCAAAGAGUUCAGCGCACCUGGUCGCAGAAGCAGAGCUAGAGAUCGUUCUUGCCAAAGACGCUGCUCUCAUUAAACAGGAAAUGGCGAUUGCAACAGUACCUUGCUGUUCAUUCACAGCGAACAAUGGUGUGAACGGGUACCACGUCCAGCGAACACUGAUGAGAGCUGAACGCAAGAAGUAUCCACGCCCAGACAUUUUUGGAGCCCUCCUUCCAGAGAAUGAUCGACAGCCACUGGCAUUCCUGACAUGGACACCCGGGGGUCCCACCCUCGCCAUCACUCGGUUUCGUGCCAAUUCGGAGUCGCUUCCCGCCCUACUUGGUGCAGCUAAGAAGAUGGCAACUAUAAAUGGCUCUCACAAAAUUGUGGCGUGGGCUGUCCCAGAGGGCCUGCAGGAAGCAUGCAAAGCAACAGGUGGAGUGAUACAGACAAGGAACGACCAUCUCCCCUGCAUCCAUGUAUACGACGUGCACAGGGAAAGGUUCGAGUGGAUCCACAACGAGAGGCCUUCUAACGCGCUCCAACUUAUCAAGCUCGCGACCAAGCCUCGCUUUGCAUUCUUACUCACCACUCAGGCCACCAUCUCCCACUCCACUCGGCACACCCAAAGGUCACCGUUCUAG